Chrysoperla carnea is the source of this 1887-nucleotide messenger RNA. Its product is annotated as putative polypeptide N-acetylgalactosaminyltransferase 9. Lineage: Eukaryota; Metazoa; Arthropoda; Insecta; Neuroptera; Chrysopidae. The record is from RefSeq and is a predicted model, not a curated record. Gene Ontology annotation, cellular component: Golgi apparatus. The coding region runs from base 1 to 1710 and encodes 569 amino acids. The transcript is spliced from 8 exons.
AUGGCGGACACCAAUGAUAGCAAACUUCCACAAUCAUUUACACGUGAAUCAAUUAAAGGCGAAUAUGGAAUUCAUAAUUCACUAGAAUAUACGACAAAUGACGUAAUAAAUGAAGAAAUACUGUUGCAACAAUUAGAAGAAGAAUUCGAAAUGGAAUUAAUGGCAACAUAUGUACAAACUGGCUACGCUCCUGGUGAAAUGGGAAAACCUGUAAUACUUAUGGAUAAUUUAAGUGAAAAUGUACAAAAAGUAGUUGAUGAAGGUUGGAAGAAUAAUGCCUUUAAUGAAUAUGUCAGUGAUUUAAUAUCAUUACACAGAUCGUUACCGGAUCCAAGAGAUCCGGAAUGUAGAAAACCUGAAAAGUAUUUAGAAGAUUUACCUACUACAUCCGUUAUAAUAUGUUUCCAUAAUGAAGCAUGGAGUACUCUGCUAAGAACUGUUCACUCUGUUUUGGAUCGAUCUCCAAAACAUCUCAUCCACGAAAUCAUACUUGUUGAUGAUUUCUCUGACUUUCCUCAUUUAAAACAACCAUUAGAAGAUUAUUGGUGGAGUUAUAAGAAGGUGAAAAUUAUUCGAGCUUCGAAACGUGAAGGAUUAAUACGAUCACGUAUAUUGGGAGCUCAAUAUUCCGCCGGCGAAGUACUAACAUUUUUGGAUUCACAUUGCGAAUGUACUUAUGGUUGGUUAGAACCAUUAUUGGAUCGUAUAGCCCGUAAUCAAACAACGGUUGUUUGCCCAGUAAUUGAUAGUAUUGAUGACAAAACAUUUGAAUAUAAAUAUUUCGAUGACGGCUAUCAAAAUGUUGGUGUAUUUGAUUGGAGAUUAAUGUUUCUAUGGAUACCAUUACCUCAACGGGAGAAACAGCGGCGGAAACAUGUUUCUGAUCCAAUAAGAACACCUGUUAUGGCCGGUGGUUUAUUUAGUAUUGAUCGUCAAUUUUUUGAAAAACUUGGAUCAUACGAUAGCGGUUUUGAAAUAUGGGGUGGAGAAAAUUUGGAAUUAUCAUUUAAAACAUGGAUGUGUGGUGGUACGUUAGAGAUCAUUCCAUGUUCACAUGUUGGGCACGUUUUUCGAAAACGUUCACCAUAUCAAUGGGGAAAUUCAAAUGACUCGAUUGUGGAAAGAAAUACCGGACGACUUGCUGAGGUUUGGCUGGACGAUUAUGCAAAAUAUUAUUAUAGAAAAAUUGGUAAUAAUAAAAAAGAUUAUGGUGAUGUAUCUGAAAGAAAAAAAUUACGCGAAGAGCUUGGUUGCAAAUCUUUUCAAUGGUAUCUUGAUAAUGUUUAUCCAGAAAUAAAUAUCCCGAUUUCAGUCGGACAGAUUGCUGGAAGUGCGUCUGCAAUGUGCCUCGAUGUACAAAUCAAUUCAGAAUAUGGCCCGGAGCCAGUUGGAAUAUAUCCAUGUCACGGUCUAGGUGGUAAUCAGUAUUGGGAGAUGAACCAACAUGGCGAAAUCAGACAUGACACCGAGCGUUUUUUCGGAUGUUUAGACUCCGAUGGUGAAACUGUUAUGCUUUACUGGUGCCAUGGAAUGAAAGGAAAUCAACAAUGGUCGUAUAGUGAAAGUACCAAACUUAUUCAACAUACAAUUACAGGGAAAUGUUUAGCGAUUCAUGAAAAUCAGAAAAACCUAACAAUGGAGCUAUGCAAUGAAAAUGAGCGCCUUAAAUGGUUUAUAGAAAAUUAUGAUGCACCUAGUAAAUUUAAAUAAUGAAAAAUGUAUAAUAGUAGUAGAAGUUGAGUAACAAUUAUUGUUGUCUUUUGUUUAUCCGAUUGCUCAGAAGGUGGGCUAUGUUUUUUAACUAUAUGCACAUUUUAUCUAUUUAAAACCCUUUUAAUGAAUUAAAUACUUAUACUCAAUGGUGUAGCAAGGAGUUCUAAAGAGGCA